GCCAUGAACAACCACAACCGACAUGGAAUGCCUGCAGCACCAGUCAAAUCCGAACCUCUUCCAGAUCCCACGCUUGGCUGUCAACUCCGCACCACAUUCCCAGUCGCCCGUAUCAAGCGGCUCAUGCAGGCCGAUGAGGAUAUCGGCAAAGUCGCCCAAGUCACCCCGACUGUUGUCAGUCGGGCGUUGGAGCUCUUCAUGAUCAAAUUGAUCUCAGCAUCAGCGAUGCAAGCGCGAGCGGCGGCAACGGGUGGCUCCGGGCCAAAGAGGAUACUCGUCCAACAUUUAAAGAAAGCUGUGCUCGCAGAUGAAACCUUUGACUUUCUACGGGAGAUUGUGGACAAAGUACCCGAUGCUCCGACGAAAGGCAAG
This is a messenger RNA of Dissoconium aciculare CBS 342.82, 372 nucleotides long. RefSeq names its product histone-fold-containing protein. Gene Ontology annotation, cellular component: negative cofactor 2 complex; nucleus. The annotation marks the transcript as partial. NCBI's taxonomy places the organism in Eukaryota, Fungi, Ascomycota, Dothideomycetes, Mycosphaerellales, Dissoconiaceae. The transcript is spliced from 2 exons. Gene Ontology annotation, molecular function: RNA polymerase II general transcription initiation factor activity; protein heterodimerization activity; core promoter sequence-specific DNA binding. The record is from RefSeq and is a predicted model, not a curated record. Gene Ontology annotation, biological process: positive regulation of transcription by RNA polymerase II; negative regulation of transcription by RNA polymerase II; transcription by RNA polymerase II.